AUGGCAUCCAAUCUACCACCAAACGUCCACAUCUCCAAGCACCCUUGCCUACGCGCAAAGUUGUCUCAAUUGCGUUCCAAGUCGACCAACGCGCGGGACACCAAGGCACUCGUCCAUGAGAUAGCCUUACUGCUGGGCACUGAGGCUCUAUCGCAGCUCCAUCUUGAGCAAUCUGGCACGGAUGAGACACCCAUCGGAUAUGAAUAUGCUUUCGAAACUAUAGAUUGCAGCAAGAUUACCCUUGUGCCAAUUCUUCGGAGUGCUGUUCAAACCAUUCUUCCUGCACCAGUGUCUGUACACCAUCUCGGCCUCUUCCGCGAGAAGUUGACCUUGCAACCUGUCGAGUACUACAACAACCUGCCUCAAUCCCAAGCCAAAGUUGCCAAAUUGGCCAUAAUCGUGGAUCCAAUCAUUGCGACCGGUCAGACCUGUGUUGCUGCUAUUCAGUCAUUGAAAGAAUGGGGGGUUGAGAAGAUUAUUGUGUUGAGUGUGCUAGGCGCAGUUCCUGGUGUGACUACCGCCGCAGAAGAAUGGUCGGAAGGGACUGACAUUUGGGUGGGAGGCUUGGAUGAAGGCUUAACCGACAGAGGCAUGAUCAAGCCUGGGUUGGGCGACAUCGGAGACCGACUCUUCCUGACACUUGGGAAAUGA
Molecule: messenger RNA, 651 nt
Organism: Exophiala spinifera
Lineage: Eukaryota; Fungi; Ascomycota; Eurotiomycetes; Chaetothyriales; Herpotrichiellaceae
Product: uracil phosphoribosyltransferase
Exons: 3
Coding region: 1-651 (216 amino acids)
Source: RefSeq, a predicted model, not a curated record